AUGGCAGCCUCACAACCCUUCGGUGUCUUCAUGGAAAGUGAUUUUACCGUCGCUUCACCGGUCAUUGCUGUAGGAUUACAGUUCUUACCAAAACACACAGCUGCUAAGCGGUUUGUUCUACCAUUUCCCAGCAGCUACAUGUUCGAGUACGAGUUUGAUGAUCCCGUAAAUGACCAAGGAUACACCAUUGAAAAUCCAGGUGCAACAGUGACACGAGCAGAAGGUGCACCGGUGUUUGUAGAGGGAGAUUUGAACGGUGCAUCGGAUGCGCUUGAAAUAAUCUCAGCCAACCCAAUACAUGUUCACGGAAUUGUUCCAACUCAAUCCACACAAGCUGGUAAUGGUCUAGCGGGCUUUGUUCUUCCCUCACUUGAACAGUGGUCCUCUAGACAACAUUUCUACGCGAUGGAAGGAAAGAAAUACGAUCUUAUUUUCGUCUCUCACAAAGGCGACAUGGAUGAUAUAAAGAUCAAGCUUGGGUCCAUCACAACCUCUUUCAUUGGCUCUACUUUGAGUUCACAGACCGGCUUCUCCAAGACAGAAGUAACGCGAGUAAUGGGCGAAACCGAUCCGUCUAGGUUCGAAUAUUACGAACAUUCAGAUUUCCAAGUGACUAACACUGACGACUAUCGGACUGAAUGUGGCCUGGUCGAGUUUCAAGCAGCACCUAACCGCCCGUUUAUGCUGAUUAUAUUUGAGAAGACCGAUGCCGGUGUGCUUCAUGAAGCCUACUUGCCAUUUGGUGUUGGAUAUCCUCCAAUCAACCUCUGCACAGACACAUCAAGUGAACAUACCUUUUCCUCUCGAUUUGCGGGAUCCUUCUCCUCCAAGCCAGGUGACCUAUUAGAUAACGACUGUGAUGGAUUUACGGACGAGGAGGUGUUGAAUGGAGAAGAUGAUGAUGGUGACGGCUAUAUCGAUGAAGACUUGGCUCUUAGGGAAAUAUUCGAACGAGGGAUAAAAGUGAAUGAACUUUUUUAUGAUACAACCAACCCGUCCAAUGCUAAGAACUUCAUUAUAGUCAAUGGGUGUCAAGAGUUUAAACCGGCAACUGAAAGCAUUGGCCAUUUUACUCUGAACACGGCACUGAGCGAUGUUUUUGACGACUACUGGGUUAUUGAAACUAACCCAUUCAAUGCUUUUAAGGUAGCCGAUGCACCGUUCCUUUUCUUUGGAGUGAAAUAUGAAGUGUGUUACGACGGGGACCUGCCAACCACGUGUGUCCAACCCACGAUUGCAUCAUGCGCUUCGGCUCAGAGAAAAAGAAGGGACAUUUCUGGCGCCAUCUCUGAACACUUUGCCUCUGUUCAUGUGUCAAUUAGCGGGAACAGGACGGAUGAGUACGGUUCUUCAAAUACAAAGAAACAUAGCAAAGUCAUAACCGACGAGCACUCAUGUGAAAAAGACACCAACUUUUGGUUAUCCAUUGCUGGCUUUGGCGCUAUCUCUUUGAUGGAACUGUUUAUGAUUGGUGGAAUGAUGUGGUACAAACGUCACGUGAUUAGACUGUUGCCGUAGAUGGACCCGAACAGUCGAUGAGACCUUGAUUGGAUACAGAAUAUCGGACACAUUUCUUUUUUCCAUAAUAAAAUACUACGAACAAACAAACUUUAUUGGAUCAUCUUCUAUUCUAAAUUUUAAUGAAUUUAUUUUUUGAAAUAAUACUAGUUCACCAAUUUUUUUGCAUUUGAAGAUACCAUUGCUGAAAGAAGCAAUAGUCGAUUCACUAAAUUAUUUUAAUCUGUACAUUUUUUAACAUAUACAUUUUAUUCUGAAAAUGAAAAAAAAAUGCUAUUAAAAUAUUCCAUUUC
This is a messenger RNA of Mya arenaria, 1811 nucleotides long. RefSeq lists its product as uncharacterized. Bases 1 to 1518 code for a protein of 505 amino acids. The record is from RefSeq and is a predicted model, not a curated record. Lineage: Eukaryota; Metazoa; Mollusca; Bivalvia; Myida; Myidae. The transcript has 16 exons.